Neurospora tetrasperma FGSC 2508 is the source of this 436-nucleotide messenger RNA. RefSeq lists its product as uncharacterized. The transcript is spliced from 2 exons. NCBI's taxonomy places the organism in Eukaryota, Fungi, Ascomycota, Sordariomycetes, Sordariales, Sordariaceae. The coding region runs from base 64 to 336 and encodes 90 amino acids. The record is from RefSeq and is a predicted model, not a curated record.
ACUCAAAGUUGCCCAGUGGUAUCCUUUCCAUGCGGGGUUGUUUGUACUGCGAUAAUCAUCAGAAUGGCGAUAACAAAGGCGAGUGUCCACGCCACUCUCAAAUGGGCAUUGAUAACGGUGCUGCUUUACCACUACAGUAGCAGGUGUCCAGUCAUGUACGUGAUAUGUUCCUUCCUCCAAACUGAAUACGUGAUGAUGACUAGCGCUUGCGACAUCCCACGCUUCAACCUGCAAAUCCCGUACUUUGCUGUUUCUGUUUCUUGGCUUUGGGCGACAUGGAGACACUCGAGCGGUAACGAGCAGUUCGGGAAUGUGCAAGUCACGAGAUCUUACUAGUGUCUUCGGAGGUUCGUCUCUGUAAGGCUAGCGAAUGGAAGUACCAGCUCGGCACAAUCCACGUGGCUGGCCCUGAUCUGAAUUGAGGACGACCAUGUCU